AUGCGCUGUGACGAUCCAGAAUGUGGCUGUCAGCCUUAUCCCAGGAAGAACAGAAAGGUUGAGGUAGUAUUGUACGGCGACCAGCCUGGCCAGUUUCGUCUACUUAAUCAGCAAGGCUCGAGUAUCGAUGUGAUCUUUGACCCAGUUGGGAACGCCAUGAUCUUGCGCGAGAUAAUCAAUGACCCCACGAGGAAGUACACGUUUUGGAAUUUUAGUGUGCAACUCGACGCCGCAAACUUGCAUUUCAGGAACCUAGAAGGGCUUGCCGAUGGCUCUCUGAUACUCACUGUUCGGAUACGAAGCUCGGCAUGUACCGUGAGAGGUAGUAUGAUGUCGGUGAAGGAGAAGAUUUCUGGAUUUGCGCCUCCUCGUCUUGAAAGCAAAUUGUAUAACGACCUUUACCUGUGCGACUGGCCGCGGCAAACGCUUCAGUUGUUCCUCCCAGAAGAGAGGCUCGUGGAAUGGAAAACAGUAGCAUUGAUCCUCAAGUCGUUUGGAAGAAUCACAGCAGACCAGUGGUCUGAUAUGGUGUGGAUGGAGAACAGGCCAUCUGUUGCUGGUCUGAAUUGGAGAGCCAUUGAGAAGGAUAUUAAGAUCUACAAGAACAGAUUGGUCGUGCCGAAAGCUAAGGGGAAGCAGACAUACGUUAUUGGUAAAGAAAAUGAUAUCACCUUACUGCAACAGGACCCUGCUAUUGACUAA
Molecule: messenger RNA, 702 nt
Organism: Aspergillus nomiae NRRL 13137
Lineage: Eukaryota; Fungi; Ascomycota; Eurotiomycetes; Eurotiales; Aspergillaceae
Exons: 2
Coding region: 1-702 (233 amino acids)
Source: RefSeq, a predicted model, not a curated record